CUGCUUCCUUGCAGAAUUUGACAUCUGGUACAACGAGUCUUUUGUCAUCCCUGAGGACAUGCAGGUGGCGCUGAAGCUGGGCGGCAGCAUCCGGCCAGGCAUGGUGCCCGCCAGCAGGGUCGUGUCUCUGGGAGAAGACGACCAAGACAAGUUCAGCCAGCUGCAGCAGACGGCACUGCCUGAUGGGCCUGAGUCCAUCUCCUUCUAUAAUGCCAAAGCCAGGACAGAUCAGAAGGCUAGGUUAAGGCCUAAGGAUCCUAUGAGGCCCCUGACGGUCAAGGAGGUCCUCUGCAAGAAAGCUGCUCAGCACAGGAGGCAGACAAAACAGGAACAGAUGCGGCCGAGGUGGAGCUAGACAUGGACUCAA
This is a messenger RNA of Dipodomys ordii (Ord's kangaroo rat), 367 nucleotides long. RefSeq names its product kinesin-like protein KIF9. NCBI's taxonomy places the organism in Eukaryota, Metazoa, Chordata, Mammalia, Rodentia, Heteromyidae. The coding region runs from base 59 to 355 and encodes 98 amino acids. The transcript has 3 exons. The record is from RefSeq and is a predicted model, not a curated record.